AGCUCCAUAAGAGAAAAGAGAAGGACAAAGCAGAACAAGCCAAAGAGAAGAAAAAGGAAGGAAAGAAAGAAAGAAAGGAAAGAAAAAGAGAAGCUAAAGUCCCUUGAAAUAUCUGCAGAUCUCAAAAAGAUUGCUGGUGAUGUGAUUGGAAAUAGUCUUCCAAAGCAACGAGAAGAAGAAGCUGAACAGGUGAAGAGUAAUCUUACUGUAGAGAACGAGCAACCCAUCUCGUCUCAGAACCUUCUCUAUUUGUCCGACAGUACACAGAACAGCAACAAGAGAAAAAGGCAUGCUUCACCUUCUACUGAAAGCCACAACAAUGAAAAAGUCAUUCCAAUUCGGUUUUCCUUCAAAAAGCACGAAGGAGCUGAUGCUUCUUCCAAUGAGGAAGGUGUAUGUUCUACAUCUGGGAGGAUUUAUCAUCCUGCUCAGCAAAUUCCCCGAGCACAACAACAAUUUCGAGACACUAAUACAAGGACAAAUAUCAGAGCUCCUGCCCAGGAAAUUCCCCGAGCACAACAACAAUGUCGAGACACCAAUACGAGGACAAAUAUCAGAGCUCCUGCUCGGGAAAUUCCUCAAGCACAACAACAACAUGGAGACACUAAUACAAAGACAAAUAUCAGAGCUGUUGGGGUUGCUUCUGGACCAAAUAAAAUAUCGCCCUUUUGUUCCAAAAUGAAUAGUGCAUCUCCUCUGGUUGCUGCUGGAAAUGCUAUAAAAUCAUCGGUUGAGGAUUGGCUUCCACCUUCACCCUCACUUGAUGAGAAUGAUACUGGCGAGCUAGAAUGGCUUCUUGGAACUGAGCAGCAAAAAGGCAGCUGGGUUAAAAGAAAUGAAACUGAAGAAGGUGCUUCAUGCCAUGUGAGUUCGACAUUGUGGCCAAGGGCCAAGCACCUACCCAGUGCUGAUAUUCAUGCCCUACCAUAUCCAAUUCCAUUCUGAGGUUAGUAGCAAUUCUGACCGGCAACGGAGCAAAAGUAAAACAGACAGAGACAUAUCGUGCCAUGUUAAAUGGCGUGGGCCAGCUUAAGCACAUGUAGGAUCCUGAUACGUGCAUAAUCUAAUUUAAUUUAUUUA
Messenger RNA from Carica papaya (papaya), 1080 nucleotides. The record is from RefSeq and is a predicted model, not a curated record. NCBI's taxonomy places the organism in Eukaryota, Viridiplantae, Streptophyta, Magnoliopsida, Brassicales, Caricaceae.